Messenger RNA from Vitis riparia (riverbank grape), 597 nucleotides. Its product is annotated as protein SIEVE ELEMENT OCCLUSION B-like. The coding region runs from base 1 to 597 and encodes 198 amino acids. Lineage: Eukaryota; Viridiplantae; Streptophyta; Magnoliopsida; Vitales; Vitaceae. The transcript is spliced from 3 exons. Gene Ontology annotation, biological process: phloem development. The record is from RefSeq and is a predicted model, not a curated record.
AUGGCAAACACGACCACCUCUGCCCAGAUGCAGCAAAGCGUGAGUAACCGAUUAAUGUCAGCAUCACUGAUUGACAAUCCAAUCAUGAAUCAAAUUCAUUCCAUCCAUGCUUCAGAUGGCAGCAGCCGCCACAUUGACAUGAAACCUCUUCUCCGCUUCACUGAGAACAUCUUGCAAAAUGCUCUGCCUACCACCAUCGACACCCCUGCCACCCCUCAGGAAGCUCAAACACAACUCAAUGAAUUACUGGAGGAUUACGACGGCCACUAUGACUUCCUCAAGCUCUAUCUCGCACAAAUCAUAAAGAGAACCUCCUGCAAGAUAUCAUGCACGUGCGGUCAAAGUGCAUAUGCAGCGACCUUGGAGGUAUUCAAGACACUUUCAUCCUUCACCUGGGAGACCAAGGUGGUGCUUGCCCUAGCAGCUUUCUCUGUGACCUAUGGUAAGUUUUGGCUGGUUGCCCAGCCAUCUCCCACCAACUCACUCGCCAAAUCAAUUGCCAUCCUUGAGCAAUUACCAGACAUGUUGGCGGAUAAGGAGCCUUGGAAGCCAAAGUUUGAAGCGCCUAGCAACCUUAUCAAGACAAUUCUAAAGUGA